AUGCCAAACAACCGCGCACAUGCAGUGUCGCGUUUUUACGCUGUCGAACGUCGCUUAUUGUCCCAAGAAAACAAAGUCAACGCUAUUCGUUAUCGUGAAAUCAUUGAAGGUCAUCUCGCAAAUGGCUACGCCAUCGAAGUCCAGUACGACCAGCUGCAACUCCCUUUCGGAAAGGUUUGGUAUCUCCCACACCAUUUCGUCACUAAUCCGAAUAAACCAAACAAAAUCCGUGUGGUUUUUGACUGUUCAGCUAAAUUCAACAACGUCUGCCUUAACGACUUUCUCCUACGUGGCCCUGUCUUACUCUCCAACUUAACCGGCGUGCUGCUCCGAUCGCGGCAGUAUUUAGUCGCUGUAUCUGCAGAUAUAGAAAGCAUGUAUCACCGAGUCGGAGUCACCCCCAAAGACCAAUCCGCAUUACGCUUCGUAUGGCGCACUCCAGGCAGUGACGAACCGCUCCGAACACUACAGAUGACGACGCAAGUUUUUGGAGCCAUCUCCUCGUCCACUUCCUCAUUUUGGGUCCUGCAGCACGCAGUAAACAGCAAUUCGCAAUUCCCAGCCGUAGCUAAAAAACUCGUCGAUAAUUUCUACGCAGACAACUUAAGCGACUCGUUCGAAACCGAAGAGGAAGCCAUCCUCUUCUCAAAACAGGCCGUCAAGUCUCUCGCGUCCGGAGGCUUCCGUCUAACGGCGUUUGCUUCCUCAUCCCGACGCCUUUUAGCCUCCAUUCCAGCUUCAGAACGAUCGAACAAGUCACUCAAUUUAGAUUUCGACAAAUUGCCGAUUGAAUACUUGCUCGGCCUCGUAUGGGUUUGCGACGUCGAUUGCUACCGUAUCCGAAUCCGGCCAAUGGAAAUGGUCACAUCGAAGCGUCAAAUGCUGUCCGCAAUGUCCCGCACUUUCGAUCCAUUAGGCAUCCUUCUAACCGUUAUCACUCAAGCAAAAAUUCUGUUUCAAGCGACAUGGCGAACAACCCAAGAACGCGUACCGGCCCGAAAAUCAGGCUCUCGUUUAGAAGCACUAGGUUGGGACGAAACGUUGCCAGAUGGAAUCCUGCUGAAAUGGAACUCUUGGUCCAAAGAGCUACCAUCGUUAGAAAAAAUUUCCAUCCCACGAUGUUUCAGAACGGCAGAUCUCCCCCUUAAAGAUAGCCAGUUCGAAUUGCACCUUUUCUCAGACGCGUCGUCCGACGCAUUUGGCGCAGUAGCGUACCUUCGAACCAUCGCCAAAGGAAAGAUUCAUCUGAGCUUUGUUCUUGCUAAAGGCCGAUUGGCUCCUUUAAAGUUACUCUCUAUCCCCCGCCUCGAGCUCCAAGGCGCAGUCACCGCUGUUCGACUAGCAAAAACGAUAAAGGGCGAAUUAAGAUUGCCCAUUGCAGAAUACUAUUUCUGGACGGACUCAGAAAUAGUCCUUCGCUGGAUCCAUUCUUCCCACUGCAACUAUUCCAGCUUUGUUUCACAUCGCGUCGGCGAAAUUCUCCGGCAUUCAGAACCAGAACAAUGGAGAUUCAUAUCCGGAUCAAAAAAUCCCGCCGACGACUGCACGAGAGGAAUGUCCCCCUCCAAGCUAGAAUCUUUUUCUCAAUGGUUAGGUGGACCAGCAUUUCUGACGGAACCUUUGUCUCUCGAAUCAGGACAGGCCGAGCUACUACCACUCGGAACUAACGACACCGAGUGGUGCCCAAAAAGAACAGUCGGCCACGUAAAUGUAGAACCAAUCCCGUCCCAGCAAUCAGCGCCUAUUAACGAAAUAAUUCGCCACCACGAAACUCUCAACGACUUGAAACGCAGCGUAGCCCAGCUACAUCGCCCCGCCGAAGACAAAACGCCACUCCGUGCCGAUGAGUUAGACCAAGCGCUUACUUUAUGUCUGUCAGCAGCAUGUCGCGAAGCAUACCCUCAAGAAUAUGCCGCCAUAUCCGCCGGAAAGAACGUAAAAAAUACCUCUCCUUUACGAAAAUUGAAUCCGUUUAUCGACAAGAAUGGGCUCCUCCGAGCCGAAGGCCGCCUCAAACACGCUGAAAUCUCCCCCGAGGCUCGCAAUCCCGUAAUUCUAGGACUUAAUCACCACCUAACCACCCUAAUUAUAGCCGACGCCCAUCAGAAGGUACACCAUUCAGGUGUAGAAUGGACUUUAAGUGAGCUACGAUGGAAAUACUGGGUGCCCCGUGGUCGACGCCAAAUCCGAAAAAUGCUGUACAAAUGCCGCGAAUGUCGCCUGUCUCGCUCCCGUCCAAAACCGCCCAUUAUGGCAAGCCUGCCAAAAGAACGUCUUCAAGCAUUCUUACCAGCAUUUACAAAUGUAGGACUAGAUUUCUUCGGCCCACUUUAUGUUGUCAUCGGGAGAAAAACGGACAAAAGAUAUGGUCUAAUAAUCACUUGUCUCGCAACACGAGCUGUUCAUCUAGAGGUAGUCUGGUCACUAACAAGCGACGCUUUCAUCAACGCCCUUCGCCGUUUCAUAAGCGUCCGUGGAAAACCCGCCUCCAUAUUCAGCGACAACGGGACCAACUUAGUAGCAGGAGAAAAGGAAUUAAGAGAAGGAAUCGACAAACUCAAUUCAGAAAAGGUCACUACGCACGCGGCCGAGCUUAACAUCAAAUGGAAUUUUUCGCCACCGUCUGGACCGCAUUUUGGUGGAGUUUGGGAGCGGAUGGUGCAAUCCAGUAAGCGAGCACUCCGCGCAGUCCUCCAAGAUCAGUCAGUCACCGAUGAAGUACUUCAAACUGUGUUCAGCGAAGUCAUGUCCUUGUUGAACGGCCGUCCACUCACCAACGUCCAUAUGGACCCCCGCGAACCAGAAGCUCUCACGCCCAACCACUUUAUUCUCGGUCGUCACGAGCCCCACAUUCCACCAACCAUCACAGACGACUCGCACAAACUUACUCGCCGCCGCUGGAUGCAAACGCAAUUUAUCGUAGACCAGUAUUGGGCCAGAUGGAUGCGCGAGUACGUUCCAAAUUUAAUCGAGCGCCAAAAAUGGUUCCGUCCGACAAAGCGCCUCGAAGUCGGAGACGAAGUCAUCAUAAUCGAUGAAAACAAUCGGCGCGGAGAAUGGCCAAAAGUAAUCCGCAACCGGAAUAAUCGAUCCAUCGUGGUGGCCGGAGUGUUGUGCACCGGCACAAUGACAUCUGGCAACAUCGAAAGAGAGGAGGAUGAGAAAGCAGAGCAGCAGACGACGGGAGUGGAGAGUAAAAAACCUCAAGAAGAAUCACGUUUUCUCUCGUUCUGA
Messenger RNA from Daphnia magna, 3234 nucleotides. RefSeq lists its product as uncharacterized. The record is from RefSeq and is a predicted model, not a curated record. NCBI's taxonomy places the organism in Eukaryota, Metazoa, Arthropoda, Branchiopoda, Diplostraca, Daphniidae. Gene Ontology annotation, molecular function: nucleic acid binding. Bases 1 to 3234 code for a protein of 1077 amino acids. Gene Ontology annotation, biological process: DNA integration. The transcript has 2 exons.